UAGUUCUAGUGCUCUCGUUUGUCAUAAAACAUCCCCAUUGUGAUCAAUUAUAAGACACACGAGAGCGCGUGUGUCUUAUCAGAGCGAGAAUCUCGUCUUUAAAGAUCUUCGUUGAAAUUGCGCACAAAGGACAAUUAUUUUUUUUUACAAAAACUAUGUUAUUUUACAACCGAAAGAAUCUUUGAGACGAACCGACUUCACAAAACUCUUGCCGCAACAAAAAAAAAAAAAAAAACAGUGUGUUGGAUAUAUCGAGAUUUCCUUAUAAAUGAAAUCUUUUCCGAUUAAUUUUCUCCUAAUAGUUCGUAAAAAGAAUGAUGAGUUUCAUUAGACGAUAUUCUACAAGAUAAUCGCAGAAAUAUCAACGCGAUCUUAUCCGCUGACAUUUCGCUUCUAUCAGGGGCGCCGUAAAACACCCCUGAGCCGCGCGCCUGCGAAAUAUCAGAUUCCACCACCUAACUCGCGUGUGUCCUUGUCGUCAUCGUUCAGUCUUGCCUCCACUUCCAUCCGCACUUCAUCUUUCGUCCAGACAGUCGCGCGACUAUGCACUACAUAAUUUUACUUAUCGUCUUUAAUUUCGACUCUCGCUGAGAAAAGGUAAACUUGUCCCGCGCGAAUAUCUCUGUAUUUUCUUUAUACCUACAAAGAAUGUACUUAUCAGUAAGAGAACAUCGAAGAUUCAACAGGUAUCCCGAGUGGCGCAGUGAGAGAGUUUCGUCACGAUCUUAAUUUUACAUCAGUUUCAGAUUAAAAUAACGUGCUUUUCGCCGAAUUCUAUAAAACGAGAUGGAAAAUCAAUGAAAAUAAGUGAUACGCGCGGGAAAGCUUUGCGGUUCUCAGGCCCGUUACAUGAAUACCAACGAUGGGAGAACCUCUUCGAGUUCGGAAAGCUCGAACGAAGACAAGAAAGACACGAGAGAAAAUAUCGAGAAUACAGAUGAGGAUUCUGGAGAGGAAGUGGUGGCAAACUCCGUUACAACAACGGAUUGUGAUGUCAAACCCACUGGAGAAGAAUCGUAUUCGGAAAAUAAAACCGAGUCACCGGAACUGCCGCCGACAAUUCACGAACGAUUCUCGCGUAUCAAGCAAACCGUGAAGGACGCUAUAGCUGCUCACCACACUUUUAUGAUUUAUGGCAAGUCACAGGUCAUUCGCGAUUGCAUGUUGAAGAGAGGAUGGUGCGAGAAGUUUUAUCGCAGAUACAACGGUUCAACCGGCGAACAGCAUCUCAGCGUCGAUUCCAGUCCGGUGAUUCUGCUGGCUGGUAUCGGCGAUCUGAAGGAUCAGCAAAGCGAAGGUCUGUUAAUAUCGAGAAUGCUCAACAAUUACACUGUCGAUUUCCUGUGGAACUGCGGAUCCGACUGGCCCUGCUGGCCCGCUCAGGAUAACAAAACUACUGUGUUCAAUCGGUACUGUCGAGCUGGUUUUACGUCUAAGGUGGGCUUGUGCUCGAGCGUCAGACAAAUGCACUGGUAUUACGAGGCUGGAGUGGCCAACACUCUGUUUCCGCGCUGCUACAAUCUAUGCCAGGCCGAUCAGAUGCACGCUUUCACGGAGGACUUUCGACUAACAGCUUGCCUGAGUCUCUUGAAGUGGUUGGUGGACAAGGUCAAUGCCGAAGACGAAGACGCGGUGCGCUCCACAACCGGCGCGAUACCGCUCAAAGCCCUCGAUUUCGCAAUUAAGAGAUGCAGCGAUUACAUCAGCGCACAGUCACACGAGGACAUCGAUCAGGAAGCCGAAAAGAUCUGGUCCCAUCAGUGGGACCAGUUCAUCAGUUGGUAUUAUCAAAUCGUUCACGGCCAAGCCCUAUUUGUUCGCACCAAUGUGCCUUUUAAUAAAUACGUUCUGGCUUCGAAGCACAUAUUAAAGAAAAUGAGGAAAUACUGGUCGCAGAUCGACAUGGACGGCAUAAAGAACGUGUGGAUUCUAAAACCCGGAAAUAAGAGUCGGGGACGGGGAAUCGUUCUGAUGAACAAGUUGGAAGACGUGAUGGCGAAGGUGAAUCCAACAGGCAAAUCGGACACGCGAUACGUUGUCCAAAAAUACAUCGAACGACCGUUACUGAUUUACAAUACAAAAUUUGACAUCAGGCAGUGGUUUAUCGUGACGUGCGCUCAGCCUUUAACUCUCUGGAUGUAUAGAGAGAGCUACCUUCGUUUCUGCUCCCAAAAGUUCAGUCUGGACGAUUUUCACGAGUCGAUUCACCUAUGCAAUCACGCGAUCCAAUGCAAAUACAAUAACUGCGGCGACAGGGACCCUGCUCUACCCGUGGACAAUAUGUGGGACGCCACGACAUUCAAGAACUUCCUCAAAUCACAAGGCCACGAAGACGCGUGGGACGAGCUGAUCUACCCCGGAAUGAAGCAAGGUCUUGUGGGUUCGUUGCUGGCCAGUCAGGAGGCCAUGGAUCGACGGAAAAAUAGUUUCGAAUUGUACGGCGCCGAUUUCAUGGUGAUGGAAGACUUUUCUGUGUGGUUGAUCGAAAUCAAUAGCCAUCCGGACAUGAGUUACUCAACCAGCGUUACCACGCGAUUAUGUCGACAAGUGAUGGAAGACACUAUCAAAGUUGUGAUAGAUCUUCGUGAGGACAAGAACGCGGAUACCGGCGGCUUCGAAUUAGCGUAUAAGCAACGUAUGCCGAGCUGUCAGCCGUAUUUGGGCGCGGCUCUGUCGCUUCACGGUACUCGCAUCAUCACUUGCGAGAAGAAACCAAGUCCGAUUCAGGAUUCCAGAGCCAACUCAAUCGCGAGAUCUCCCAUAGUGAAGAAGAAACCGACGGUGCACAACAGCAUCGGGCCGGUGAUCGUCGAUCUCAUAGAGGAACUCGAGAUUCAACUCGAUCAAGAGUUGUGUUCUUAUUACAGCAAUACAGAUUCACCGAAAUCGAGACCAGCACUUCCGGCAACCGCGCCAGCGAAGCCGAAGAUGUUCGCUACUAACGAGAAAACGGAAACCACCGCGAAAAGCACUUCAGCGGGGACGACGUUGAUUCAGAAGACGAAGUCACCGACUAAUAUCGCUACCAAUCAAGUUAAAUCUUCAAAUGAAGGAAAAGGUUCUUCGCACAGACUGUUGCAAAAGUCACGCACGUUUGCCGACACCGUAAACAAUAAACCCGACACAUCCCCAACGAAACAGACGUUGAUCUCAAAAAUCAUGGCUCUUCAGGAGCAAUCGACAAACAUGGCGCCUAAAUCUGUAAAACCAUCGAGGAAAAAGGAGGAAAGAAUCAUCAAGACUGCAAUGCGAGACGCCGCGAAGAAGUACAAAAGAAACGUGAUCUCAUCGGAAGUACCGCCACUGCCAUCGCUAGUUAUGCCAAAACUAAAAAUCACCACCUCGUCGUCGACGAGCAAGGGUAACACCCGCAGCUUUCCGAAAAAGCAAACGCUAAAUCACAAAAAGAAAAAAGUUUUAACAGACAUCACCGACAUGUACGCUGUCGGUUUGAGCCUGACCAAAUAAUUGCAAAAUCAAUCAAUCAGUCGCACUCGUUGUUCGUUGUUCUCUUCUUUACUGUUGAUCAAUUUCCCAAUUCUAUCUACACGUUAUAUAUGUAUACAAUGUGAAUAAAUGUUAUGAUUAUACC
This is a messenger RNA of Pseudomyrmex gracilis, 3592 nucleotides long. RefSeq names its product tubulin glycylase 3A-like. Gene Ontology annotation, cellular component: cilium. The transcript is spliced from 14 exons. The record is from RefSeq and is a predicted model, not a curated record. The coding region runs from base 850 to 3468 and encodes 872 amino acids. Gene Ontology annotation, molecular function: protein-glycine ligase activity, initiating; ATP binding; metal ion binding. NCBI's taxonomy places the organism in Eukaryota, Metazoa, Arthropoda, Insecta, Hymenoptera, Formicidae. Gene Ontology annotation, biological process: protein polyglycylation; cilium assembly; cilium movement.